AUGAAGCUACUUGCUCUUGCUUCGCUCCUGGCACUGACAGCGGCCUCGCCGACCCCGACUCAGCCCGAGUCCGGAACGCCCCGCCUGGCCAAAAGGGCGGGGAUCUCAGAUGCUGCCGACAUUGGUUACGCCACGCUUAACGGGGGCACGAAGGGAGGUGCAGGCGGCACCGUGACAACGGUAUCAACACUGGCCCAGUUCACAGCCGCCGUCAACGAGAAGAACAGCGACCCGGCCAUUGUUGUCGUCAAAGGCAUCAUUAGCGGAAACGAGAAGGUGCGGGUUGGCAGCAACAAGAGCAUCAUCGGCCUGCCUGGAUCAGGCUUCAAGGGUGUUGGCCUCCAUUUCCGGCGCCAGAGCAACCUGAUCUUGCGCAACAUCGUCUCUUCCUUCGUGGAGGCCGACAAUGGAGACGGGCUGAAGAUUGAGGAAAGCACCAACGUCUGGGUCGACCACUGCGAGUUCUUCUCGACCCUCGACGUCGACAAGGAUUACUACGACGGCCUGGUGGACUCGUCACACGGCUCCGACUUCAUCACCAUUUCCCACACGUACUUCCACGACCAUUGGAAGGCAUCCCUUGCCGGGCACAGCGACAGCAACGGUAGCCAAGACCGGGGCAAGCUCCAUCUGACGUACGCCAACAACUACUGGAAGAACAUCAACUCGCGCGGACCGCUGCUCCGCUUCGGGACGGGACACAUCUACAACUCGUACUUUGAAAACAUGAGCACGGCAAUCAACACACGGAUGGGCGCCCAGGUGCUGGUUCAGAGCAACGUCUUCAGGAACGUGACGGUCCCCGUCACCAGCCGCGACUCGGACGAAGUUGGAUACGCGACGGUCAUCGACACGGACCUCGGCGGCGGUCUCAACGAUGCGCCCGAGGGCAACAUGGUGCCGGACUCGGUCGGGUACGAGUACUCGCUGCUCGGCUCCGGCGCGGUGGCGGGGAAGGUUCCCGGCGAGGCGGGAGCCAUUCUGACCUUCUGA
Molecule: messenger RNA, 993 nt
Organism: Thermothelomyces thermophilus ATCC 42464
Lineage: Eukaryota; Fungi; Ascomycota; Sordariomycetes; Sordariales; Chaetomiaceae
Product: polysaccharide lyase family 1 protein
Exons: 7
Coding region: 1-993 (330 amino acids)
Molecular function (GO): pectate lyase activity
Source: RefSeq, a predicted model, not a curated record